Rhodotorula toruloides NP11 is the source of this 1107-nucleotide messenger RNA. Its product is annotated as phospholipase C. Gene Ontology annotation, molecular function: phosphoric diester hydrolase activity. The transcript is spliced from 7 exons. Lineage: Eukaryota; Fungi; Basidiomycota; Microbotryomycetes; Sporidiobolales; Sporidiobolaceae. Gene Ontology annotation, biological process: lipid metabolic process. The record is from RefSeq and is a predicted model, not a curated record. Bases 1 to 1107 code for a protein of 368 amino acids.
AUGCUACCCCGGCUUGCGGGACUCGCAGCGCUCGCCGCAACAGCUUCUCUCUUCACAACAGCCGCCGCCCAAACAGCCUGCAACGGCUACUCCGAAUACUGCUCGCGCAAAUACUCGGAGGUCUCGAUUAUAGGCGCGCACAACAGCUAUGCCGUACAGCAUGGUAGCCUCGCGGCGAACCAGAAUUAUACGGUUGAGACGCAGCUCGACAAUGGAAUUCGGAUGCUGCAGGUGCAGGGACAUAUGAACAACAACCAGCUGCAUCUCUGCCAUACCUACUGCUUCCUCCUCGAUGGCGGCACGUUCACGUCGUACCUGACUACAGUCAAGAACUGGCUCGACAAGAACCCAAACGAAGUCGUCACGCUCCUGCUCGUCAACACCGAAGGCGUCGCUCCCUCCGUCUGGGCGCAAUCGUACACCGACUCGGGCCUCGCUUCCUACGCCUACACGCCUACGAAUGUCCCUAUUGCCUACAGCGACUGGCCGACGUAUCAGGAGCUCAUCGGCAGCGGGAAGAGGGUCGUCAGCUUCUUGGCGCAGAAUGCGGACAUCUCGAGCGUCCCGUACCUCCUCGACGAGUUUACCAACAUCUGGGAGACGCCGUACGACCAAACCAACAACGCUUUCCCUUGCACGGUCGACCGGGUGACGGGCUCUGCGCAGAACAAGAUGUACCUCGUCAACCACUACCUCGAUGUCAACAUGUCGAUCGCAGGCUCGACCUUCCCCGUCCCCGCGACCGGCGCGCUCGGCCAGACGAACGCCGUGAGCGGUACGGGCUCGCUCGGCGUGCAGGCGAGCGCGUGUGCGGCACAGCAGGGGUAUAACCCGACUUUUACGCUCGUCGACUAUUACGACGUCGGGAACGGGAGCGUUUUCGAGUACGCCGCCCAGCUCAACAAGGUCACCUACAAGCCCGUCACCAUCGGCAACGGCACGACUUCCUCCUCCUCCUCGUCCGGCUCUUCGCCCUCGUCGUCUGGCAACUCUGGCUCGGUCACCGACAACGGCACGAGCGGCGCGUCGUCGUUGCAGCUGUCGUGGCAGGCGUUUGCGGCGCUGGGAGGAGCGCUGGCGGGUGCAGCGGCGGUCGUUGCGCUGUGA